AGGGGUGUCUGCCGGUCUCUGAGACCUCUGUACCCGGGCCAUGACUUCCAGACAGAAAACCCUCUUCCAGUCCUGGGGGGCCAGCCUGCCCCCCCCAGCCACAGCCAGAGCUCCCAGGGACCCCAAGAGGGGCAGGGGGACCAGCUCUAACAGGGGGCGUCACAGGCCACAGAGACAGAUCCCCAGCCUGUUCAGACCCCCUCCUCCAGGCCAGCUAGAGGAUGAAGAGGACGAUGAUGUGCUGCUGGUGGAGGCCUGUGAGGUUGAGGAGAGCUUUAAUAAAACUGCUAUUAAAGAAACUGGGUGUCCAGACCACCAGGACCAACAGCAGAGCAGCCCAGCCCAGGCCCCAGGUGAGAAUACCCACCAUGGUUUGAAAGGACAGCUACAUAAUACCACUGAAAUAAGGCUGCCUGAGGGUAAUGGGCAGGAACUUUCCACAUCUCAAAUCCAAAACUUGCCAGGAUUUGACUUGUCAGCAGGCGCUCUAUGGAUUUAUCCAACCAAUUAUCCAGUGCGAGACUAUCAGUUCAAUAUCUCACAGGUGUCCUUACUGCACAACACCUUGGUCUGCCUACCCACCGGUCUGGGCAAAACCUUCAUUGCUGCUGUGGUUAUGUAUAACUUCUAUCGCUGGUAUCCUUCAGGGAAGAUUGUCUUCAUGGCUCCUACGAAACCCUUGGUGGCCCAGCAGAUUGAAGCCUGUUUCAAGAUUAUGGGAAUACCACAAGAGCACAUGGCUGAGAUGACCGGAAACAUUCAAGCUCAGAAACGUAAAGAAAUCUGGCAGAAGUGUAGAGCUUUUUUCCUUACGCCACAAAUCAUGGUGAACGAUCUCAUGCGUGGAACCUGUCCUGCUACUGAAAUAAAGUGUCUCGUUAUUGAUGAGGCUCAUAAGGCACUUGGAAAUCAUGCAUAUUGUCAAGUUGUCAGAGCAUUACUUGGUUACACACAGCAAUUCCGGAUCUUGGCUCUUACCGCCACACCAGGAAGUGACACUAAGUCAGUGCAGCAAGUGGUGUCUAACCUGCUGAUUGCGCAGAUAGAGCUGCGGUCUGAGGAUUCUCCUGACAUUCAGGCGUAUUCUCACAAUAGGCAGCUGGAGAAGUUUGUGGUGCCACUAGGAGAGGAGCUGAAAGUCUUGCAAACAUGCUACUUAAAGGUUCUAGAGGUGUUUGCCAGGCGACUGAUUCAAAAUGGCGUAUUGUCCAGGAGGGAGAUUCCUAAUUUAACAAAAUACCAGGUUAUUCUUUCUCGAGAACAGUUCAGAAAGAACCCGCCACCUAACAUCAUGGGAGCCCAGCUGGGAGUGAUUGAAGGAGACUUUGCUCUCUGUAUAAGUUUAUAUCAUGGCUACGAGCUUCUCCUGCAGAUGGGAGCACGAUCCUUAUACCACUAUCUUAAUUCCAUUAUGGAUGGCUCAAAAGGAAUGAUGCGCACACGCAAUGAGCUCACCCGGAAUUGCGACUUCAUGGGGCUGUACGAGCAGCUGGAGAACCUAUAUUCUGAUUCCAGCGCCUCAGCUCCAGGGUCAGAUGUAAAAAAGCCAUUUAUUUACAGCCACCCGAAGUUAAAAAAGUUAGAGGAAGUUGUUGUUCAGCAUUUUAAAUCUUGGGGCGAUCGUCAUGCUCCGAACACUUCCAAGCAAACACACGAAGAUACUCGCAUUAUGAUUUUCUCCUCAUUCCGUGAUAGUGUCCAGGAGAUUGCCAAAAUGUUAGACCAACAUCACCCAACGGUUCGUGUUAUGACUUUUGUUGGACACUCAAGCAGUGGAAAAAACAUUAAGGGCUUCACACAGAAAGAACAGCUUGAGGUUGUAAAGCGGUUUCGUGAAGGAGGAUAUAAUACUCUAGUCUCUACAUGUGUAGGAGAAGAAGGACUUGACAUUGGUGAAGUGGAUUUGAUCAUUUGUUUUGAUGCCCAAAAGAGUCCAAUACGUCUUGUUCAGAGAAUGGGCCGAACAGGGAGAAAACGCCAAGGCCGAAUUGUUGUCAUUCUGAGUCAAGGACGGGAGGAGAGGACGUAUAACCAAAGUCAGAGCAACAAGAAGAGCAUCGACAAAGCAGUAUUGGGGAAUAACAAAGUGUUUCAGCUCUGUUCUCAGAGCCCUCGCAUGGUUCCUGAAGGUUUAAACCCCAAGGUGCACAAGAUGUUCAUCACACAGGGAACAUAUGAAAACAAAGACAGCGCCCCACCUCUCUCCAAAGCCAAACUUUCAAGCCUCGGACACCACAGAUUAUCUCUGUUCGAUCAGAACGAUUCCCUAAAAGAAGGCUGGCCUUUGACACACAGAGAAUAUGAGACCUGGAACAGUUUAUACCGAUUAAAUGAAUCUGACGGAAUUACGGAUGUUUUGCUACCAAGAUCUAGAUUUGAAUCCUUCAAAGCAGCUGAAGAGACGCCAGAGGAGCCUGAUCCCCCACGUGGAAAUGUCCGCAAGCUCUCCCUUACCGAAUGGCGGUUAUGGCAGAACCAGUCCCUUCCCACAGAGUUCGUAGAUCACUCAGACAGAUGCAAACAUUUCACUGCAACCAUGGAAAUGAUUGAGUUGAUGAGACUUGAAGAGGGUGUGUGCAGUUAUGAUUUGGAAAUGAAGUCUUACUUGCACAAGGAAGAUGUUGGGAUGAAGAAAGUGCCAGCCAAGACCCACCUCACCCACUCCUCCACGAAUAGACCAAAACAUCUAGUACCUUCUACAACAACUUUGAGGGACGCCCCACAUUCAUCAGUUGAGACAGAGUCAGAUUUUAAAUGCAGCGUAAAGUCAACAUCUACUAGUCUGAAGCCCAUCUCAAGAUCCCAUUUGUCUGAGGAUUUGGAAUGUGCUGUUGCUUUAAGUCCAGAUCCUGCCGACUCAGAGUCUCCACCUUGUAUUUUGGAAGGACCACUCAUGCCAUCUGAAUUUCCAGCAUUAGACCCUUUUAAUGGAGAAGGCAUUGACGCACCGCUCUCCAGACCUAAGACCAGUUCUGUAUCUGAUAUAAACAGCAAAUUGUCAACUUGCACAGAAGAUGUGCAGUCCAAAUCACAUACGUUUGACUCUGGCUCUCAGUGUUUUAAUGACCAUUCAUCUGCAUUUUCAAGUAUGUCCUAUGGUCCUCCGACACCUUCUAAUGAUUUUGUGUUUACAGAAUUUCUUGCUGAUCGGCAACAUGAGUGCCAGGAUAUUUUAACACGAACAAAACAUUUUUUAUCCUGUUCUCCCCCGCCUUUAAGUAGUCUUGAUGACUUUGAUGUAGCAGAAUUUACUAGUGCUGCACAAAGUACUUUUCCUGAUUUGAAAAGAGAGCAUCUUGAAUCACUUACACCUAUAAAGGUCACCACUGAUCUUCCAAAAUUAAAGAAUAACCCUGACCAAUCCAUGCAGGAUUAUUUAAGUGAUGUAAUAUCUUCUGAUAUUGCAGAGGAAAUUCAUAGAAAUCUGGUUGUGUUAACACCAGAGUUUGAAAAGCCUUUGUGUGAAAGUAAAAUAGUUUCAGCUUACUGUGAAGACAUGCCCAAUCAAGAGACUUGUUUUAAACCUAUUAUCUCGAAAGAACCUGAAGAUGAUGAAAAUGACCCAGAAUGGGAUAACCUCUUUGAAUGUGACAAUGAGCAGUUGGAUUUCUCCCCUAAAUCUACACUUUCUCCAUCUCUGUCUGUGGAUCAUCUGCUGGAAGAUGAUGCAGCUUCUCCAACCGGCGUCACUUUGCCUGACCACCAAGACAUCAGCUCUGAGCUGUUUGAAGAUGAUCCUUUUUGUGACAUUGUCCAAGAGAAUUCAAACAGUGGACAGGGGAAAACCAUAGAAACUACGAGUGUGACUUUUAACCUGUUUGAUCCAUCAAUUUUUGAGGAUGGGUCUGAACAAGAUAGUGAUACCAAUGAGAUCUCGUCCUCAGCAUAUGACUGUUCUGAAGAGAUGUUUUCUGUUAAUUUUGAUCUUGGAUUCUCCGUUGACGAUAGCAGUUUAGAAAGUGAAGCGUCUUCGAAACAUGGAUCAGAUGCGGAUUGCAAGAAUGACUUGCCUCACACUCCACUCCAGGAGAGCACAACGAAUGUUAUAGAAGAUCUUGGAUUCUCAGUUGACUAUAGCCUUUCAGAAUGUGAAGCGUCUCCAAAACGUGGAUCAGAUGCUGAUUGCAAGAACAACAUGUCUCACACUCCCCCCAAGGAGAGCAGGACGGAUGUUGUAGAAGUAGGAAGCGGUUCCGAAAGCGAAGACUCCGUGGUUUUCAGAAGAAAAAGAAAAUUAACCAAAAUCAAUGUGCUCAAGUCCCCAGAGAUUGGCAGCAGUGACUGUGAUUUUGAUUCACCAAUUCCCGUGGUGAAGAAACGAAAACGCGUCUUUAGAACUGGCUGUGCAAGAGAAUUUUUUGAUGACCAGGCAGAGCUGUCCUCCGGAGGAGAAUCUGUUUCCUCUGAUGAAAAUGACGCAUCUGAAAACGAACAAGAUACAUCCAUUGUAGACUUUCUGAAUGACAACACUCUGACACAAGAUCCUGAGAUGCAUGCAAUAUAUCUAAAGUCUUUACGUAGCCCAGCUCUGGGAAACCGGUUUAAAAUGGUGGGCAGAAAGAAAACGAAUAUGGCUAUUUUCUCCCAGGUCCCAGAGCAGGAUGAGAGCUACAUGGAAGACAGUUUCUUCGUUGCGGAUGACCAGGAGCAAAAAGAAGAGGAGAGCUUGAGUGAGGAAGAAGUGGAGGCUGAUUUGGAUCUUCUCCAGCAGGAUAGCUUUGUUGAUGGGAGAAAACAAUACCGCACCAGGCGCAGAGUAAACCUCAAGAGCGGCCAGUCAAGACAAAAUAUCGAGAAACCGCCUGUAAAAAAGAGAACUAGAAUCAUUCUUCAUGAUUCUAGCGAGGAAGAAACUGGACAAACCCCCAGAAAGCUAGCCACCUCCACCCCUCUAGGAGCAGGGAACUUUUUAGUUCCUACCAAGCUCCCAUUAGGCUGUUCCUUCUCUGAAAACAGUUUUAAUACUCCAUUGAAGGAUGCAAUCAAAGUGCCUCUGAGGGACAGAUGCCAAGUGCGGAUUAAUCUCAAAGCUGCAACGUCAGAAGAAUUGGACUUUUCUACAACUUCACUCAGCUGCAUGAAAGUUGGGACAUCCAAUGAUAAAACAGACUCUGCGUGUAAACCUUCCAGUUCCUCAGCCAGGAUGAAUCUCUGCCAUGGAUCCACCACAAGUUCUCAAGUCCCAGUCAUCCUUGCAGACAGCCGGGAAAUCUCUUCUGGAUCAGAGGUCAUCUCCUGCCUGAAAACCGCACAUGGAGUGAACGUGGAGGUUUGCUCACUUAGGGGCUGUGACUACAUUGUGAGCAACCGCUUAGCGGUGGAGAGGAAGUUCCAGUCCGAGUUCUCAAACAGUGCUAAUAGGAGCAAGCUGGUGGAGCGCGUGAAGCACUUGCAGAAUCUGUUUGAGAGAGUUUGUCUGAUUUUGGAAAAGGAUCGAGUCAAACCAGGAGAAACAACGCGGCCAUUUCAAAGAACAAAGUAUUACGACAGUACAUUGUCGGCACUCAUCGAUGUCGGGGUGCAAAUCCUCUUCAGUUCGAGCCAGGAAGAAACCGCUGGUCUGCUAAAGGAACUGGUAUUGCUGGAGCAGAGGAAGCACGCAGCUAUAACCGUGCCAACACAAGUGACCGGACACAAGCAGGAUGAGCUCCGUUUCUAUCUGUCCAUCCCCAACGUGAGCUAUGUCACGGCCCUAAAUAUGUGCCAUCACUGUGCUUCCGUGAAACAGAUCUUGAACAGCUCAUUGGCUGAGAUUGCGAAGUGUGGUGAAAUAAGUGAUAAAAAAGCAGAAGAAAUUUACCGAUACCUCCGUAACCCAUCUGACUGAGAAAUGGUGGCAACCAAUCAGGAAAUUAUAAAAAGAACCGGAUGUUAAGUGGAUUUAUUUUAUUUAUUUAAAGCCUGUUAAUAGAUUUGUAUAUUUCUGUGUAGAUAUUUCUAUAUUUAGCUCCAUCGGCAGAAUAUAGGUUUACACCUCCAUUAAGCAGUAUAGAUGGGGUGUGCCAAAGAUCACUGCAAAUGUGGCAUUUCUUUUCUUUUUAAAUGUAAAUAAUUAUUAUGUCAAAUAAAUACAUUUGCAAUUUUCUAAAAUUA
Molecule: messenger RNA, 6093 nt
Organism: Pelobates fuscus (common spadefoot toad)
Lineage: Eukaryota; Metazoa; Chordata; Amphibia; Anura; Pelobatidae
Gene: FANCM
Product: FA complementation group M
Exons: 23
Coding region: 41-5827 (1928 amino acids)
Biological process (GO): double-strand break repair via synthesis-dependent strand annealing; interstrand cross-link repair
Molecular function (GO): four-way junction DNA binding; four-way junction helicase activity; nuclease activity
Source: RefSeq, a predicted model, not a curated record